This is a messenger RNA of Rosa rugosa (rugosa rose), 3319 nucleotides long. RefSeq names its product alpha-1,4 glucan phosphorylase L isozyme, chloroplastic/amyloplastic-like. Gene Ontology annotation, cellular component: cytoplasm. Lineage: Eukaryota; Viridiplantae; Streptophyta; Magnoliopsida; Rosales; Rosaceae. The transcript is spliced from 15 exons. Gene Ontology annotation, molecular function: pyridoxal phosphate binding; glycogen phosphorylase activity. Bases 94 to 3174 code for a protein of 1026 amino acids. Gene Ontology annotation, biological process: glycogen catabolic process. The record is from RefSeq and is a predicted model, not a curated record.
CUACUCUCACUCGCUACUACUAUCUUCCCCCCGCCAUCACAUUCGCAACUCGGAACCGAGUGCACUCAGUGACUCUGACUCGGUCUCACAGCAAUGGCGGUUUCUCAAUUCUCUUGUAGUGGAGCAAUGGAGUCCUCGUUGCACUACAAAUCGCAGUCGAAACUGAUCGAUUUCGGCUCCAGGAGGAGCUUCAGUUCGCGGUUGUUGCUGGCGAGGACGUUGAAUUUGAAUCCGAGGACUCAUCGGAGCCGCCACCGGAGGUCGGUUCUCGUCACCAACGUCAUAAAGGAUCCGGACGUCGCACAAGAAAAUACAGGCAGCUCAUUCACACCUGAUGCUGUAUCCGUCGCUUCAAGUAUCAAAUACCAUGCUGAGUUUACGCCGUCGUUUUCUCCGGAGAAAUUUGAGCUUCCAAAGGCCUACUUUGCAACUGCGCAAAGUGUCCGUGAUGCGCUUAUUGUUAACUGGAAUGCAACGAAUGAAUGUUAUGAAAAGUUGCAUGUAAAGCAGGCAUAUUAUUUGUCAAUGGAAUUUCUACAGGGUAGAGCGCUGUUAAAUGCAGUUGGUAAUUUGGAGCUAGCAGGCGCAUAUGCAGAGGCUUUAAGCAAGCUUGGACACAAAUUAGAAACUGUGGCUCACCAGGAGCCAGAUGCUGCCCUCGGGAAUGGGGGUCUUGGUCGGCUUGCCUCAUGCUUCUUGGAUUCUUUGGCAACUUUGAACUACCCAGCAUGGGGUUAUGGACUUAGGUACAAGUAUGGGUUAUUUAAACAGCGAAUUACCAAAGAAGGUCAAGAAGAAGUAGCUGAGGAUUGGCUUGAGCUGGGAAAUCCCUGGGAGAUUGUGAGGAAUGAUGUUUCUUAUCAUGUAAAAUUCUACGGCAAUGUUGCUACUGGAUCAGACGGAAAACGGCAUUGGAUUGGAGGAGAAGAUAUAGAGGCUGUUGCUUAUGAUGUUCCAAUACCAGGAUACAAAACUAAAACGACUAUCAACCUGCGGCUUUGGUCAACCAAAGCUCCGUCAGAGGAUUUUGAUUUAUAUUCUUUUAAUUCUGGGGAGCACACAAAAGCAUGUGAAGCUUUAGCAAAUGCCGAAAAGAUUUGCUAUGUACUUUAUCCUGGCGAUGACUCACUGGAGGGAAAGACACUUCGUCUGAAGCAACAAUAUACUUUAUGUUCAGCUUCUCUCCAAGAUAUUGUUGCAAGUUUUGAGAGAAGAUGCGGAACAAACGUAAACUGGGAAGAGUUCCCCGAGAAGGUUGCAGUGCAGAUGAAUGACACUCAUCCAACUCUCUGCAUUCCUGAGCUGAUUAGGAUUUUAAUGGAUUUGAAGGCUUUGACAUGGAAGGAGGCCUGGAAUAUUACUCAAAGAACGGUUGCAUAUACAAACCAUACUGUUCUACCUGAGGCAUUGGAGAAAUGGAGUUUGGAACUUAUGCAGAAACUGCUUCCUCGACAUGUGGAGAUCAUAGAGCUGAUAGAUGAGGAGCUCAUUAACACCAUAGUCUCGGAGUAUGGUACAGCAGAUUGUGAUUUAUUAGAAAAGAAACUGAAGGAGAUGAGAAUCUUAGAAAAUGUUGAUUUGCCUGCCACAUAUGCAAAGUUAUUUGUUAAACCCAAAGAAAGCUCCGUUGUUCUUCCCACUGAAAAACUUGAAGACUCAAAAAAGGAUGUUGGGGCCGUUGAUGAAGAAAUUGCGCAAAAACUUGAAGACUCAAAAAAGGAUGUUGGGGCCGUUGAUGAAGAAAUUGCGCAAAAACUUGAAGACUCAAAAAAGGAUGUCGGGACCGUUGAUGAAGAAAUUGCGCAAAAACUUGAAGACUCAAACAAGGAUGUCGGGGCCGUUGAUGAAGAAAUUACGCAAAAACUUGAAGACUCAAACAAGGAUGUCGGGGCCGUUGAUGAAGAAAUUGCGCCUAAGAAGAAACCCAUAGAGGAAGAGAAAAAGGCACCGCCAAAACCACCUAAGCUAGUUCGUAUGGCAAACCUCUGUGUUGCAGGUGGUCAUGCAGUAAAUGGUGUUGCUGAGAUACACAGUGAAAUAGUAAAGGACGAAGUAUUCAAUUCAUUUUAUAAAUUGUGGCCUAAGAAGUUUCAAAACAAGACCAAUGGGGUGACACCAAGAAGAUGGAUCCGCUUCUGCAAUCCAGAUUUGAGUAAUAUUCUAACCAAAUGGAUUGGCACAGAAGACUGGGUCUUAAAUACUGAAAAACUGGCCGAAUUACGACAGUUUGCGGAUGAUAAGGAUCUCCAAACUCAAUGGAGGCAAGCAAAAAGGAGCAACAAGUUAAAAGUUGUAUCAUUCAUCAAAGAAAAAACAGGAUUUUCUGUCAGCCCUGAUGCAAUGUUUGAUAUCCAGGUGAAGCGCAUUCAUGAAUACAAGAGACAACUUAUGAAUAUUUUGGGAAUUGUUUACCGGUACAAGAAAAUGAAAGAAAUGAGUGCUUCACAAAGGAAAGCAAAGUUUGUUCCACGUGUUUGUAUGUUCGGAGGAAAAGCAUUUGCAACGUAUGUACAAGCCAAGAGAAUUGUGAAGUUGAUCACAGAUGUAGCGGAGACUGUAAAUCAUGAUCCUAGUAUAGGUGAUCUACUAAAGGUUAUCUUUGUACCUGAUUAUAAUGUCAGUGUUGCUGAAUUAUUAAUUCCUGCGAGUGAGCUCUCACAGCACAUCAGUACUGCCGGGAUGGAGGCCAGUGGCACCAGCAAUAUGAAGUUUGCAAUGAAUGGCUGCAUCCUAAUUGGGACUCUGGAUGGAGCCAAUGUUGAAAUAAGAGAAGAGGUUGGAGCAGAUAACUUUUUCCUCUUUGGUGCUGAAGCUCAUGAGAUUGCUGGGCUGAGAAAAGAACGAGCUGAGGGGAAGUUUGUUCCAGACCCCCGUUUUGAAGAAGUCAAGGAAUUUGUCAGAAGUGGUGUUUUUGGGUCGUACAAUUAUGAUGACCUGAUCGGAUCCUUGGAAGGAAAUGAAGGAUUUGGCUGUGCUGAUUACUUCCUUGUUGGCAAAGACUUCCCGAGUUAUAUAGAAUGCCAAGAGAAGGUUGAUCAGGCGUAUCGGGACCAAAAGAAAUGGACAAAAAUGUCAAUCCUGAACACAGCAGGCUCAUCCAAGUUUAGCAGUGACAGAACCAUCCACGAAUAUGCUGAAGACAUAUGGAACAUUAACCCUGUCGAAUUACAGUAGAGGUAGAUUUUGUGAGCGAAGAUGGUCUUACCUGAUGGUUGUGAACUUUUUUGAUGACCCUUCCCAUUUUCGGUUGCUACUCUACUUCCUCUCUCAUGUAAAGGUAAAUAAUGCCGGAAUAAAGAGUAGCUUUUGGUUGUUCCAC